Molecule: messenger RNA, 6400 nt
Organism: Chinchilla lanigera (long-tailed chinchilla)
Lineage: Eukaryota; Metazoa; Chordata; Mammalia; Rodentia; Chinchillidae
Gene: Barhl1
Product: BarH-like homeobox 1
Biological process (GO): regulation of transcription by RNA polymerase II
Cellular component (GO): nucleus
Molecular function (GO): RNA polymerase II transcription regulatory region sequence-specific DNA binding; DNA-binding transcription factor activity, RNA polymerase II-specific
Source: RefSeq, a predicted model, not a curated record
GGGAAUCGAACUCAUGACCUCACGCUUGCCAGGCAGGCGCUGUGUCACUGAGCUAAAUCCCCAGCACCCCCAAGAGUAUUCUUGCAAGAUGCUCAGCACCGCUCCCCUGGCCUGCGUUUCUGCCUGUUGAUCCAGGAUUCCUCACCCCACAACCUUGGAGGUUUUCCCACGGUCUCCACCUCCGACCCAGGGUAAAGCCAUCGGAGACUGUUCAGGUCACUUCCCAGGACACCAGGACUGCGGAGCCCAAGGAGACGAAAAAGAAAGGGUGGCAAAUUGUCCUCCCCGAGAAGCACCUAGAGCCCAGCGGGAGCGUCCUGAGAGCAACAGAAAUUAAAUUUUCUUCCCUGCACUAGGAAAGGGAUUCUCUGUGUACACGCAUUUCUUUCUCGCUGGGUUGAAGACCUUCCCAUUUCUGGAAGAAUUAAAAUGGGGGAAGAAAAAGAAUCUAGGAGAGACUCGAGACGAGGAAGGUGAAUCAUUGUGGGGAAGCGUUGAGAACGUUCAGAAACCGCUUUCGAACCCGCACAUCCUGACCCGGGGCGCGCGGCUUGUCCCCUCCCCCCGCAGCCCGUACCCCCUCGGCUAAUCACCCUCAUUAGGGGCUUCAUCACCGGCCUAAUGAAAGCAAACCGUGUGGAAAUCGCCGGUAAACAGUUGGGUCUGUGCCGUAAUUAAUUCAGUGUCUCUUUUAAUCAAACUGAAAAGAAAUCGGGAAGCGGCUUGCGGAGCCGUGACAUCACCCCCAAAAUCGGCCAGAGCCAAUCAGCGCCGUCACUCCGGGGACACGUGGGCGAGUCCCCUUAAAAAAAACACAACACAGCGAAAAAAAAAGAGCGAAACAACAACCAAAAAAAAAAAAAAAAAAAAACCCAGCCCCAAAGUAAAAGUGACACAAGUUCAUUUUUUAAAGGAAGGGGGGAGGCUCAGGCGCGCGCCGAGAGCAGCAGCGAGGAGCCGCGCGGCGCUGUCCACGGUGCUGACCGGGCCCCUGCGCGGGGCGCGGGCGCAGGCGGACCUGCGGGCAGGGGAAGCGGGAUGCCGCGCCGGCCGCCGCCGCUCUCCGCGGUGCUGACGCCGCCAGGUGCGCUCCGUGCCGCCGGCUGGUAGCCCGGCCUGGGCCCGCUGCUCUCCGCGGUGCUGACCCCGCUGCCUUCGGCCACCACUUGCCUGGAAGAAGCGCACGGUUUGGAUUUUCAAAUCCGUCCUUUAUUUAGAUUCCACCAUCCUCGCCUGUCUUCCGUGCCAAAGGGGCCCUCAGACCGUCCGUCUCCCCCUUUGCUCUCCCCAACUUGGAGCGCCCUCCUCCCAUUCCUUCUUGACACUCCCACCACCCCCCCUCGGCUCCUCGGCGGCUCCGCGCGAUGCUGCAGAAGACGCGCUGAGCCCUUUUGGAUCUAAUGCGCAGAGGAGGUUGGCCCCGAGCUCCCGGGCUCCCCCGAGGCUGAACUCCGUCCAAGGUGCCCGCAGGCUCCCUGCCCGCCUUCCCCAUGCCAGCCCGCAGCUAGGGGCAGGGGCAGCGGCGGCUGGGGUUGGGGGUGGGUGGGGAGCUUUCGGGGAGGACAGGUCGCAGCUUGGCGAUGGAAGGCUCCAAUGGCUUUGGGAUCGACUCCAUUCUCUCCCACCGCGCGGGCAGCCCCGCCCUUCCCAAGGGGGACCACUUGCUCGGGGACUGCCGCUCACCCCUGGAGCUGAGUCCACGCUCGGAGAGCAGCAGCGACUGCUCUUCGCCAGCCUCACCGGGAAGGGACUGUCUGGAGACGGGAACCCCGAGGCCUGGUGGGGCAUCCGGCCCAGCUUUGGACUCCCAUCUGCAGCCGGGCCAGCUCUCAGCCCCUGCCCAGUCGCGCACCGUCACCUCCUCCUUUCUAAUCAGGGACAUCCUUGCUGACUGCAAACCUCUCGCGGCCUGUGCACCCUAUUCCAGCAGCGGGCAGCCCACAGCCCCGGAGCCUGGGGGCCGUCUUGCGGCCAAGGCUGGGGAGGACUUUAGAGACAAGCUGGACAAAAGUGGCAGCAAUGCCUCUUCAGACUCUGAGUACAAAGUGAAGGAGGAGGGCGACCGCGAGAUCUCCAGCUCCCGGGACAGCCCCCCAGUGCGCCUGAAGAAGCCGCGCAAGGCACGCACGGCCUUCACCGACCAUCAGCUGGCGCAGCUGGAGCGCAGUUUCGAGCGGCAGAAGUACCUGAGCGUGCAGGACCGCAUGGAGCUGGCGGCCUCGCUCAACCUCACCGACACGCAGGUCAAGACCUGGUACCAGAACCGCAGGACUAAAUGGAAGCGACAGACGGCCGUCGGGCUGGAGCUGCUGGCGGAAGCAGGCAAUUACUCUGCGCUCCAGCGGAUGUUCCCGUCGCCUUACUUCUACCCACAGAGCCUGGUCUCCAACCUGGACCCGGGCGCCGCGCUCUACCUGUACCGCGGCCCGAGCGCGCCGCCGCCUGCGCUGCAGAGGCCGCUGGUGCCGCGCAUCCUCAUCCACGGACUCCAGGGCGCCGGCGACCGGUGAGGCGGCCGCCAGCCCUCCCCGGCGCCCCGGCCCAGCGACCCCCAAGGGCCCGAUGCCAAGUCCACUGGGGCCCCCGCGGUUCCGGACUGCGCCUCCUCCGCCCCUCCGUGCCCUGUCCAUCCCGGUCCUCUCCACCUGCCGGGUGUGCACACGCGUCUCCGCGCACUUCCAUCCUCCCAGUGUCCGCCGGCCCCCCAGGCGCCCCUGGGUCCCCGGGACCUGUGGGUGACCCGUGCUUCGCUCCCUCGCCCCCUUCCUGCUCCGGCGGGGGACCCAGCUUCGCUCCGCUCCUCCGCGGGGCGCGGCGGGAGGCCUGCACCCUCCUGCGGCCGCGCCCGGCUGGGCUGGCGCUGAGCUGUACAUACUGUGUGCAAAGUGUAUAUGAAGUUAUUUAUUCGUGACCCCUGAGCCCGUGACCGUGUCCGUGAAUCAGUGAGUCUGUGGUCUGCGCCCUCCCCUUCCCGGGUGGGGCAGGAGGGGCCCAUGGGACCUGCGCACCGACCCUGGCCCCCAGUGUCCAGCUCUGUCCCACCUGGGGACAGCCAGGCCUCUUGGGUUCCCUCUUUUUUAAAUGUCGAAAUAAACUUCUUACAAAUGACCAGGCGCGCGUCCGCGCUCCCAUCGUCAGUCUGUGCCCAGGCCCCGCCCGACCCUCCUAAGAGCUAUUUGCCUCUCCUGGGGCUCGGUCUCCGUCCAGCCUCAAAGAAAGGACACUUUUGUCCCCUUCCCCUUCCUGGGUGCUGCAGUCCUUUGCAGGGGACCGGCUGAGCGUGCAGGGUCCUGGGCAGCUGGCGCCCCCACCCUGGCUGUCCUUCCGUGUCUACAGCAAGGGAAGCUUGCAUUCUGCCUCCCCCUCCCCAUGUGGCUCCUCGGGGCUCCCAGACCGUCCUGGGGCGCAGGCGGGGGUCUGUGCGUGGCCUCCCUUGCUGCUGCCCGGCUGCGGUGCUCUCGCUGAGCCGACUCAUCUGGCUGUGACAAGGGCACCGGCAGCUGGUGACCGGCCUGCUGGUCUUGGGGCCGACAGAUGGACUCCGAGGCUGCUCCCCAUCACCCCACCCUCCUCCCCCCAGCACCCACGGGGUCUGAUGCUGGUGGGCACCGGUCAGCUCUGGCCCCUGGUGCUGGUUCGGACCUGUGCGCCUUUUCCAGGAGCCAGACGCUGUACCGGUAACCUCCUACUCUCACAACCCCUCACUUUCCCGUCACCCUGGGAAGAAGUUGGAAGAUCCAGAAAAGAGCCAGAUCCCCGGGUCUGCCCCAGCAUCGGGGGGGGGGGGGCUUUGAGUCUCCAGCUAGCCUCCAGAGCACGUUCUGAGGGCCAGGGUCACCUCCCAGGGCCAUGCCUCUCUGAGGAAGCGGGCUUGGGUGCCCCCUCUGCACACCACCUGCAGCAGAGCGCCGUAGGCAGGAGCUGUGGGCGCCCAGCAAGCUGAGGCAUGCCCCCUUUCCUGGGAGGACAGCUCUGGGAGAAGACGGAUGAGCUGUGUUCAGGCGUAACCCCCAAAACCAGACUCACAGGUCUGCUACUGUUGCCUCCCCCCUUUGCCUGGGGUGGUGAGGGUAUUAUUCUAAUUUUGCAAAAUGCGCAGCAGCUAAUUAAGUCAAGGGGCCCUCGGCUUUCGGGUUCUUUUGCAUGUGAAUGGGGGCUGGUAAAUCCCAAGUUCUGGCUGCGGUGGGGGUGAGGGGAGACUGUCCCCAACUCAGGGUUAAUGAAGUGGGAAAAGAGUCUCUCAUAGCCUCCUGCAAACAAAACCCCCCAGGCAACAAACCCUGCCCAAAUCCUACACGGAUUGACUUAAACCCGGGGGAUAAGUGCUUUAAAUUAAUCUCAUUGAAUAAGAAUGAGACCAAACAAAACUCUUUAAAAUCAUAUUAAAAAUCUAUCAAAGGACAACUUGCACUGGUGUGCUUUUCAUUUUGUGAAAGUGGAGGAGGUAGGCUGGAGCAGCCACCCUUACAUUUACACAGCCACAGUGUAAAUCACAGACACAUUCUCAACUAUGUAAUCGUCCUUGUACCUCCGAGGCCAUUUCAUAUCUUACAUUAAUGAAGAACAAGGCUUCCCUACAAGUUUAUAAUUACAGUGCUUUGCACUGUCCUGCGCAUCCCAUCUGUAAUAAUAACUUCAGCCUGCAGUGAAGUGGGCUUCUGCUCUCCGUUCAGAGGCUCAAGUGGUUUGUGUCCCCAACCCUGGGCAUGGGAACGUUUGAGAGGCAGAAGGUACGAGACCUCCAGUGGACUUGACAAUAGGAGGGCAAUGAACGAGGCUGUCCCUCCGGGGCCCACGCUCACAAACUUGCAUCAGUGGCGGGGUGGGGGUGGGGUUAGGGUACCCCACAGCCCCCACAGUGAUAGGCUUUGCUCUAAAUGAUUCCUCCAGUGGAGCAGAAGAGAGAUACAAGUUUAACGCUCAUGGAGGCAAUUGAACAAGAUCAGUUAAGCACACUUUCCCAGCGCGGCAGCUUCUUGGAGGACCAGCCUUGCAGCCGUCUCUGGGCAGUGGCGCUCGGGUGUCCACGGCUUCUGCUGAUGGGGCAUGAAGCGCUACAGUGCUCAACAAGGCGAGAUCAGUUUGGAACACAUCUGCCUGCAGAGGCCCUUCUGCUCCCCGCUUCUCCCCCAGGGGGCAAAGAAGAAAAUCAAAGGCAUGGAGUGGGCUUUGUCAGUGUCCUUCGGGUGCCUUGCUUGGCUCUCUGCUUGGUAAGAGUGGAAGACGCUGUGUGCACUGCCUCAGCAACUUAAUCGCUCACCAAGGGGAUCUUUGCUUGAGGCGUGAGAAUGGGGACCCCUCUGACAGGCAGGCGCUGGGACUGCAACCCUGGGGUGUUUUGGAUUCCAGAAAAGAAUUCUACAAGCCCGCGCGGUGGGGGAGCUUCGGGCCACAAUAUUCCAGUAAAUGUCUAAAUGAUCUGUGACUUUCGUAUGGUAACCCGGUUGGUAUCACAGAAAAAUGGGCGAGUUUGGGAAAUUAGAAACAGGCAUGAUUAAAAACACACACAAAAUUAGAAUAUGUACAGUGGAAUUAGGCGCAAGCUUUGCUUAAUUGAUGCCUGAAAUGUAUAAUCUGUCAAGAGUUAUAAUAAGAGAUUUAUUUCAAGGUUCUUUAAAUUUAGAUAAUAUUAACCCUAAAUCUGCUAAAUCCAUGUUUCUUUAUUAACUGGGUAAGCUACUGAUCUAGGCCCACACAGCGUCUCUGGCGUGAAUGACGCGCUCCACCCGAGUCAGCACGGGCUGUGUGCAGGUUUCCCUCCUGAAGCAGCACCCCUCCCCGGGAGCACGGAGCCCUGCCCGCUCACCCGUAUGGGCAGACGCUAGCGGCUGGGGAGGUACGUUUCUCCUUGGUCACCCCCACCGCGGGCACUGGGCCUGUUUUUCACACAGCUGGGGUUCACCUGUGAAGCCUGGCCCCUCCCUUCCUCGUCCAAAUCCUGUGAGCCACCACCCCAGAAUGAAGGAAAGGGGGUGGGUUUACCCAAGGCCAGCCUGACGUGUGCUGUCUUUAAAAAACUGUGGGAACAGAUUUCACCAACAGUCCCCAACAGUUCCCGUGAUGGCCAGCUCUGAGAAGGUCCUGCACUUCCCCCAGGGGGUCCCCGCUUGCCAGCUCCCCCUCCCCCGCCAGUGAGCCCACAUGGCCUAGGGUCCCAGCCCUCAUCCCAGGAAAACCCAAGGGGGUGGCACAGGAACCGCGAAGGCGGAAGGAAAUCAGGACAGGAGUUAGGAGGACAGAGGCCCAGACAGGGCGGCGCAGGGCUCGUAACCCUUUCUCUGUGCGUCCCUGGGAUGUCCAGGGCUUACAUUUAUUGGGCAAUCAAUACACUCCGGGGGUCCUCUUCAACCUCCCAGAAAACAAAGUGGGGGUCAGCUGGGUCUGGGUCAGCACACAAAGA